Staurois parvus is the source of this 634-nucleotide messenger RNA. NCBI's taxonomy places the organism in Eukaryota, Metazoa, Chordata, Amphibia, Anura, Ranidae. The record is from the annotation of a GenBank genome assembly.
CUGAAGCGCUGUCGAGCCAGACGAUCCAAUGCCUGAUGACCCAGUGCCCGCUGUCAUACCUGGUGACCCAAUGCCAGCUGCCGAGCCAGAUGACCCGGUGUCCGCUGUCAUACCUGGUGACCCGAUGCCCGCUGUCGUGCCAGUUGACUCAAAGCCCGCUGUCGUGCCUGGUGACUCGGUGCCCACUGCCUUGCCAGAUGACUCGGUGCCCGCUGUCGAGCCAGAUGACCUGAUGCCUGGUGACCCGAUGCCCGCUGUCGAGCCAGACGAUCCAAUGCCUGAUGACCCAGUGCCCGCUAUCAUGCCUGGUGACCCGAUGCCCGCUGUCGUUCCAGUUGAGUCAGAGCCAGCUGUCAUGCCUGGUGACUCGGUGCCCACUGCCUUGCCAGAUGACUCGGUGCCCGCUGUCGAGCCAGAUGACCUGAUGCCUGGUGACCCGAUGCCCGCCGGUUGACUCAAAGCUCGCUGUCGUGCCUGAUGACUCGGGGCCCGCGGUCUUGCCAGAUGACUCGGUGCCCGCGGUCUUGCCGGAUGGCUCGGUGCCCGCCACUCCGCCUGGGGGCCCGGUGCCCGCCGCCCCGCCUGGGGGCCCGGUGCCCACCGCCCCGCCUGGUGGCCCGGUGCCCGCCGCCCC